AUGAUAUUAAAAAGUAUUAUUUUAGAAGCAUCAUUGGCGAAUUCAAAUUAUACUACGUAUAGUAACAGCAUAGGAAAUGUUCAGACAACUGAUAGCAGAAGACUUCCAUCUGAAAGAUCAGAUUUUCUGAUUACAACGUUACCGCGUGCCGGUUUAUAUCCAGACAAGGAGAACUUGGGUGAUCAAACCUCCGUUCAUUGCUUGAUUUCGCCCAGCAUAUUCACAAGAUACGACUUAACACACAUAGAUUUUUUCAAGACUCGCGAUAAGGAAGAAAUACGAAGUAUAUUUGAGAACGUUGGUUUUGAAUUUCCAAAGGAUAGCUUCGAUACACUUUGGCAGCAAGGAAUGCAGAAGGAUUGUGCCGACGGUGUAUGCGUAGAAACAUUUCGGGAAUUACUCGCCGCGUCAGGUUUCAUGACAAAGAAAAUUACAUGUAGCUAA
Solenopsis invicta (red fire ant) is the source of this 444-nucleotide messenger RNA. RefSeq names its product EF-hand domain-containing family member B. Bases 1 to 444 code for a protein of 147 amino acids. The transcript has 3 exons. NCBI's taxonomy places the organism in Eukaryota, Metazoa, Arthropoda, Insecta, Hymenoptera, Formicidae. The record is from RefSeq and is a predicted model, not a curated record.